ACAGUACUUACAGAAAAAAGGUCUAGGAUGAUUCAGCGAAAUCAAGUAGAUAAUUCUAAUCUUUCAGGAUAUAAAGUAACGAUUUUAAAAAAGACUAUUGUUUUACGCGGGUUUUAAAUAGAAACUCCUUACUUCCAAUCAGCAUACACAUAUACAAGACUGACAGCACUUUCAGUUAUCGCUGAAAAAUGAUUGGACUGAUCAGAUGUAUGGAUAUUUUAAUUGGAAACGCAACAUGUCGCGAUUUGCUUGAUUAGAUUAGGAAAAGCCUUCGUAUAUUUCUUUCGUUUUAAUGGUGUAAUUAGUGAAUUUUUAAGCAGUUCGUAACAGUCCUUAAGUACACCUUUUACACUGCAGUGUGUCAAACAAUGACGCAAACUUGUCAGAAACAUGCUGGAAAAGUAUUUGAUAGAAAAGUGAACAUAACCCAACGACAAUGAGAUGCCCUAUUUCUGUAACUAAAUACAUCUUUUUUAUUGAGACUAGGACUUAGAACUGUACAGAAAUAAAGUUAAAUAAAAAUAUUAGUAUUUGAGUUGUUUGGUACUUUGAACAAUAUGGGACUUCUCUUUGCAAAAUUGUGGAGUUUAUUUGGCAAUGAAGAACAUAAAAUAGUUAUGGUAGGUUUAGAUAAUGCUGGUAAAACAACUAUAUUAUACCAGUUCCUAAUGAAUGAAGUUGUUCAUACAUCACCAACCAUUGGAUCGAAUGUUGAAGAAGUAGUUUGGAAAAAUAUCCACUUUAUAAUGUGGGAUUUAGGUGGACAGCAAAGUCUACGAGCUGCAUGGUCCACUUAUUACACUAAUACUGAGUUUAUAAUUAUGGUUAUAGAUAGUACAGAUAGAGAAAGACUUGGUGUAAUAAGAGAAGAAUUAUAUUCAAUGUUAAAUCAUGAAGAAUUAAGUAAAGCCAAUGUGUUAGUUUAUGCUAAUAAGCAAGAUUUAAAAGGUAGUAUGACUGCUGCUGAAAUUUCUAGACAACUAGAUUUGACAUCAAUCAAAAAACAUCAGUGGCAUAUACAAAGCUGUUGUGCACUUACAGGAGAAGGGCUUUAUCAAGGUCUCGAAUGGAUUGUUGGACGUUUAAAAAAGACAUGACGUACAUUAUGAGAAUUCAUUUUGAAUGUAAUAAGAUAUUUAAAAUGUAAAGUAUAUGUUCAAUGUGAGUUACUGUGCCACUCUAACAAUUGUACAAAUGAUAUGAGAAUGAAUGAUCAUUUUUCAACUGGUACAUUAGCUUCACACAUAAAGUAUAACUGCAUAUAUUGAUUACAGUUAUUACUUCAGACACUGAAUGUAUUAAUUGGUGGACGGGUAAAUUUUAUCUUAUCUAUUAAAGUGAUAUCAAUUGUAGAGGUAAAUGAUUAUAACUAAUUUAAAGGCAAAAUAAUGUUUUAAUUAAUUCUGUGUAUAAUAUCUUAAAAAAAUCAUGUUAUAAAAGAAUGAAAAAAUUAUAAAUAUCUAUGAUGAACUUUUUUUAAUCUGUAUAUUAAAAAUAUGUAUUAUGAAUACUUUACAACGGGACUGCCAAAUUGAACAUAUUUUCUACGAGUAUAUCGGAUUAUUCAUAGUUAUAAAAGCUGCACUGCGAUUGCAGUUCGAAAGAUAUGAAAUUUUAUUUUGACUCAAUUAAAAGUUUUGCAUGCAUACUUAAGAAAUAUAAACUUAAUCCCGUCCACCUAUGUUAAUAUAAAAAAAGAGGAAUGAAUUAUUUAUUUAUUCUGUUCAGUUGAUGUGCGGAUAAAAAUUGUUUGGCCUGUGCGACUUUCAAAGCUAUACCUAUGUACAUAGUUUUUUAUACUCCGCAUUAAUAGUAAAUAAUUGUAAAAAGUAAAUUCCAACUUAGCACCAAUUAAACUACAUAUUUUUCAAGUUUCUGUGUGAAAAUUUAAAUAAUUCUUAAUGCUCUUUAUACUACAAAUAUAAGACUUAAUAUGGCAGAGUUAAUCAAUUGGUUUAACUGAAUGUCUAAAGGCAGAAUACUAACUGCUCUGUGAUACAUGGAUUCACCAGUAAGAAGGUGUUUGUUGGGAACAUUAAAAAUUUUUUUUUUUUUAUGUAUCAGAAAGCCAUCUUUUAUACAUGGAAUCUAUUUUUUUUUUUGUAAAAACAUUAAUUGUUUCAUUAUAGAUAUCAUGAAUUUUUUUAAUGUCUUUAACCCAACUAAUUGACUGCUGCCUCCAUUUAUUUCAUUUACUUUACAAUUAUAACUAACUUAUGUGUAGUUAAAAAAAUAUUCUACUAUUUAAUAACUAUUAAUAACAUAUGAAGAUAAUUAUAGAAAUUGUUAAAAGCAUUAUACGAAAGAUGAACGCCGUCUACAGCCAGAGUGAGAUCAUACAUUUAAAAUUUCAUAAAAAUAAACAGUAGCUUUCUCAUAUUGAGAAACAAAGAACAUUAUCUUAACUAUGAUAGUACAGUGCUGCAGAUAUGUAAUAUCAUUAUAUACAUCCUCGUUAACAAAAUUUUCGUUAAAUAGGAAUUGUCAAAUACACAAUAGAAGCUAAAGGUUGUUUAUUAUAUUAAAAGUACACAAUAUCAAAUAUAUACUUGUGCACAUUUAAGCGUUAUAAAUGGCUUCUCUUUAAUUAAGUUAAAUUAGUACCUUAAAAACAAACAUUUGUUUUUAAUUGGUUGUUAAUAGUUUAAUUAAUUAUUGUCUGUAAUAGAUGCGAAAUAAUUGCGAACAAGAUUGUUAAUUAACGUAAGGGUCGAAAUUAAUGUAAGAUCGAUUUUACUAAAUUUUGUUUUACAAUAAGCGAACAAAAAAUUAUGUAUUGUAAUUUAUUCGAAACAAACUGUCCUACGUUUCUUAUAUUUAUUUUUGAACAAAUUAAAUUUAAUCGACUACACAUCCGGAAUUAUGUACAUGUUUUACCAUUAAAUUAAUUAUUUCGUAUAAAA
Osmia bicornis bicornis is the source of this 2903-nucleotide messenger RNA. RefSeq names its product ADP-ribosylation factor-like protein 5B (gene Arl5). Gene Ontology annotation, biological process: protein localization to Golgi membrane; intracellular protein transport; vesicle-mediated transport. The coding region runs from base 558 to 1097 and encodes 179 amino acids. Gene Ontology annotation, cellular component: cytoplasm; trans-Golgi network. The record is from RefSeq and is a predicted model, not a curated record. NCBI's taxonomy places the organism in Eukaryota, Metazoa, Arthropoda, Insecta, Hymenoptera, Megachilidae. Gene Ontology annotation, molecular function: GTP binding; GTPase activity. The transcript is spliced from 3 exons.